GGAAACAUGUCAAGUUUAUAGUUUCUUUAUAGAGUUUCAGUUUAUAUUUAAAACUAUAUAUCACAAUAGAUAUCUGUAGUCAGCUUGUCACUGUAUGUUUGCGCUUGCUUAUGCUUUAGUACUCUCUUGUUUAGCGUUUGCAGCACCGCUAUUAAAUCACAACAGCAUUGACAGUUUGUUAAUAAUAUAAAAUGUCUGCGGUUCCUCUUCGAAUUCUCUGUAUUCACGGUUAUCGACAAAAUGGAAACUCUUUUAGGGAGAAGACUGGAGCUUUACGCAAAUUAUUGAAGAAGCAAGUGGAGUUGGUGUUUAUAAGUGCACCACACCAAGUCCCUGCCAUUCAGGAGGAAAACUGUGGAACCAAUCAGCAGCCAGGAAAGACGAUCAGUGUUGGAGAUGAGGAUCAGAGGGGCUGGUGGUUUUCUGAUGUCCAUGCGCAAAGUUUUAACGCCAGGCAGGAAUGUGAAAGCAGCCUGGGUCUGGAGGAGAGUAUCAAAGCUGUAAAAGCUGCACUGAAGGAUCUCGGCCCCUUCAGUGGCAUCCUGGGCUUCAGUCAAGGCGCCGCCCUGGUGGCCAUGCUGUGUGCAAUGCAAGAACAGAAACUAGAGCCAGAUUUUAAUUUCCACUUCGCCGUUCUGGUUGCCGGUUUCCGCAGCGCUUGUUCAGAACAUCAGCGUUUUUACGAAGGGCCAGCGAUGACAAUCCCAUCUCUCCAUGUGUUUGGACAGGACGAUCGUGUGAUUCCAGAGGAGAUGAGCCGAGACCUGCUGCCAGCUUUUGAUGGAGCUCAAGUCCUUCUUCAUCCGGGUGGACACUUUAUUCCAGCUGCGUCCUCGCACAGGCAGACGUAUCAAGACUUCCUCAAGAGAUUUCAGUGAAACAUUGACAAUAAUAAGUGAGUUAUAGCUACAUUGUAAAGUAACUUAGAGGAAGUUUUAUACUGUUCUCAGGGAAAUGGUUACUUGAAUAAAGACUGUCAACAAA
This is a messenger RNA of Danio aesculapii, 984 nucleotides long. It is a transcript of the gene ovca2, whose product is annotated as OVCA2 serine hydrolase domain containing. The coding region runs from base 192 to 878 and encodes 228 amino acids. Gene Ontology annotation, cellular component: cytoplasm; nucleus. Gene Ontology annotation, biological process: response to retinoic acid. The transcript has 2 exons. The record is from RefSeq and is a predicted model, not a curated record. Lineage: Eukaryota; Metazoa; Chordata; Actinopteri; Cypriniformes; Danionidae.